Messenger RNA from Arachis ipaensis, 1074 nucleotides. NCBI's taxonomy places the organism in Eukaryota, Viridiplantae, Streptophyta, Magnoliopsida, Fabales, Fabaceae. The record is from RefSeq and is a predicted model, not a curated record.
AUGGUUAGCGGCCUGGCAAUGGAGGUAGGGAAUGGAAGCAGAACUCUGUUUUGGAAAGAUAAUUGGGUUCAAGGCAUUCCUCUGAAAGCGAAUUUUCCAAGACUCUUCUCCAUUUCAAAUCAGCAAGGUGAUGUGAUACGGUACUGUGGGUUUUGGGAUGACCUAGAGUGGAUUUGGAAUUUUCAUUGGAGGAGGGAGUUGUUCCAAUGGGAGAUGGACCUAGUCCAUCACCUUCACGAUAGGUUAAGACCAGUGAGGCUCUCAAUGGAUCGAGAUGAUGCUAUUGUGUGGAAGUUUGAUAAGAAGGGUGUCUUUUCUACUAGCUCUGUUCUGCAAGUCAUCCAAUCGGAAACUCUGACUGGUGAGAUCACAAGUUAUAGUUUCACCAGUGCGAUUUGGAGCAGCGUGGUACCCUCGAGAGUGGAGCUAUUUGGAUGGUUUGUGCUAGUUGGUAGAGUUAAUACCAAGGAGCGGUUGAGCAGAUUGGGUGUUAUUCCUAGUACUGACAAUGCUUGUGUCUUGUGUAAAAAGGAGAUAGAGUGUGUACAACAUUUAUUUCUCCUAUGUGAAGUUACAUGGCAGGUGUGGUGCACAUGGUUGAAGUUUUUUCGUACAGAUUGGGCUGUUCCUGGUACCAUAAAAUGGCUGUUUGAAAGUUGGACAGGAAUGGACACUGGAAAACAAGAGCAGAGGAAGUGGCUGACUGGGUUCUUUGCAGUGAUCUGGAACAUCUGGUGGGAACGGAACGAUAGAAUUUUCAACAAUAAAGAAGCAGAUGUGGCGGAAAUACAGAGCAGGACGGUUUUGAGCUACCAAGAAUGGACUUCCAGUGAUCCUGCGCUUCAGAACAACAAACUGGCACGAUGUAGCAGCAACUCCACGAGAGGGUUGUGCAACACCGCAACAACGCGACUAGGAGAGAGCGGUGCGAAAACAGUAGCAGUAGCAUUGGGCUUAGCGUCGGAUGGCGAGGUGCGUCGGACUGACCUGCGAAGGUGGAGGCGAGAGGCUGCGGCGGCAUUGGGAUGGCCGGCGGGGAGUGCAGCGGCGCGAGGUGAGGAUUGGAGAAGAUGA